UUUGACUUCAUCAGUUUGGUUUCGACUACGCAGAGCACACUCUUCUUCUUCUUCUUCUUCUUCUCUUAUUUACGUUGAAGUGAAGAGUUUGGAAGGAUUUAAUUUAACAUCAAAAACCACAGAAGAAGAAGACGGGAAAAACAGACACAGAGCCCAGAAUCUCCAAAUUCAUCUGAAACCUCCCGGCAACUUCUCUACUCUGGUCCAGUCAACCUGAAGAGAACUUCUAGAGCCUCUUGAACUUGCAGUAUCUGGAACUGGAUCCGCAAUAGGUUCUGCACUAAGAAGCGGGUUCUAAACUGGUUUCUAGAAUCUGUUCUGAAGCCACGGCGAGUUCUACGAGUUCUGGAGAUACUGAAGGUUCCACAGUUUGCUCUACGUUUCGGGUUCAGGAAUCGGCAGCCGGUUCCAGGAUGGUUUCUGGACUCACUAAAGUGGGUUCAGAAAAGGGGUCUGGCAUGUUUACCGUGCUGCUGGUCGCCUGGUGUUUGGUGUUUGUCGUGCCGGCUGGUUGCCACGGUAACUUCUCAUCUAAGCCAUCGGACAUGACCGACUUCCACGGCACCGACCCGCCUCCGGGACCGGCGCUGGACCAUCGAAUCCAGACCUCAGACGCGGAGCCACACGCGGCGCAGGAGACCGUGAACAAGCCUCCGUCCUCCCUGGAGAAAGGAAAACCCAAACACGUCAACAAGCCGAGACACAGACAUGACAGAAAGCCUCCGUCUCACUCGUCCUCCAACUCCUCCCUGGCGGUCCGGAUGCGCCCGAUGUCGCCCCCAAACUGCGUGCACGCCACGACAAUAAAAACGGCCUUCAAGUACAUCAACACGAUGCUGUCCUGCGUUAUAUUCGCCGUGGGGAUCAUCGGGAACGCCACCCUGCUGAGGAUUAUCUGCCAAAAUAAAAGCAUGAGGAACGGACCCAACGCUCUGAUCGCCAGUCUGGCCCUCGGAGACCUGAUCUACAUCGCCAUCGACAUACCGAUCAACGUCUACAAGCUCCUGGCGAUGCGGUGGCCGUUUGCCGACAGUGUGUUCGGGCUGUUCCUCUGUAAGCUGUUCCCCUUCCUGCAGAAAGCUUCAGUCGGCAUCACCGUCCUCAACCUGUGUGCUCUGAGUGUGGACAGGUAUCGGGCGGUGGCGUCCUGGUCCCGGGUGCAGGGCACAGGUGUUCCCACGGUGACGGCGGUGGAGAUCGUGGUGAUCUGGCUGCUGUCCGCGGUGCUGGCGGUGCCGGAGGCCAUCGGCUUCGACAUGGUCACCUUCGACUACAAGAACGUCACCAUGACGACCUGCAUGCUGCAGCCCAAGACGCCCUUCAUGACUUUCUACCGGGAUGCAAAGGACUGGUGGCUGUUUGGCUUCUACUUCUGCGUCCCUCUGGUCUGUUCGGCUGUUUUCUACGGCCUCAUGACCUGCGAGAUGCUCAGACACCAGAAGGGAAGUCUGAGGAUCGCACUGAGUGAACACCUGAAACAGCGUAGAGAAGUAGCUAAAGCCGUGUUCUGCCUGGUGUUGAUCUUCGCUCUGUGCUGGUUUCCUCUUCAUAUGAGUCGCCUGCUGAAGAGGACCGCCUACAAAUCCCAUGAUGCACACCGCUGCGAACUGUUAAACUUCCUGUUGGUUCUAGACUACUUCAGCAUCAACAUGGCAACCAUCAACUCCUGCAUCAAUCCCAUAAUCCUCUACUUUGUCUCCAAGAAGUUCAAAAACUGCUUCAAGUCCUGUCUGUGUUGUUGGUGUUAUUCUGGCUCUCUCUCCAACAGCACGCUGCCCCUCCAUCAUGGGACGAGUCAACAGUACAAACACACUGACCACUGAGGGACAGUCUGCGUCUCCAUCUGCAACGGACCGCCAGCGACUCUAUUUACUCAGGUCUAAAUAUCAUAUUUUACUACAGACUGAUUAUUGUAUGCUCAACAAUCACAUACGGUUGUAAUAUUUGGGUGACAACUUACUUUUAGCGGUAUUUAUUAUGGUGUUUUAUAUGUACAUUUCAACUCUACCUGUAAAGGAAUAAAACCAGUCUGAAGUUUAAGAGAGCACUAGGAGCCUCUAGAGGCGGAAUAUUUCAUUACAUCCCUCAAUAUGAAACUGAUGGUGAUAUUUUUCUGUUCUUUGAACCUUAACUACUCCUAGUGGGAUUAGAAAUUAAUAAUAUGUUAGUGCUAAUGGAGUUGUCAGAAUAAACAAUCAACGACUUUCACUGAAAUCUGCUCAGAAGUUGUCAAGAUUUUUUUUUUUUAAGCGGAAGGAACUAACAGUCUGACGUCACCAACUAACUGAGUUUUGUGUCUAUAUUAAUGAGUUUUUUUUAUUUAAAUUAUAUAUUUGUAUUUAUCAAUAAAGCUAUAUUCUCAAAGCUCUUGAAAUUUAUAAAAAAAAUAUAAAAAAAUAUAUAUUUAAAAUUCAUUAAAGUAAUGUACACAUUAUGCAUCAAUAAUUAUAAUCCUCUUAUAUAUUUAUGGUUAUUAUUGUUUGCAUAACUAUUAUGUAAGCUUGUCAUAUUAUUUUCUGUAUAUUAAUCUUGUGUUCUCUAUAAUAUUGUGAAUUAUUAAUAUUAUGUAGGGGGGUUUUCUGCCUCUUCCUGCCCUGUAUAUUAUUAUUAUUGUUUAUUAUGUUUGUGUAUUUUUAAAUUGACUGCAGGACGUUUUAAGUUCCCCGUCUGUAAUCUUUGUUUAUAAUGUUGUUUUUUUAUGAUGCAUUCAGUGUUGCAGUGAAAUAAAGCUUUCCUCCAGAUUAAUGUUCCC
Molecule: messenger RNA, 2752 nt
Organism: Sebastes umbrosus (honeycomb rockfish)
Lineage: Eukaryota; Metazoa; Chordata; Actinopteri; Perciformes; Sebastidae
Product: endothelin receptor type B-like
Exons: 8
Coding region: 414-1823 (469 amino acids)
Biological process (GO): vasoconstriction; enteric nervous system development; G protein-coupled receptor signaling pathway
Cellular component (GO): membrane
Molecular function (GO): endothelin receptor activity
Source: RefSeq, a predicted model, not a curated record